AUGUCAUUGACUGAACUUUUACCAUCAAUUUAUCAUCAUGAAGAUACUAAUGAUGAUAUUGAAGUUGGUUCAUCAGCUGUUCAAAUUCAUCGUUAUGGACGGGAGAAAAACACAGAAUGGCCAGCAGAAACACCUAAUGCAUCAUCAUCAAAAACAACAACAACAAUGGGAACAGAUGAUACUGGUGUUGUUAUUAAAGAUGUUGUACCACGUUCAAUGUAUUAUCAUGAUCGAGAUGAUCAUAAUGAUGAUGAUUGUUUAUGUACAUGUGCAUGUUGCCGAUGUGAAUGUUGUCCAACAGUAUCCGAUUGGUGUAUAAGAGAUCCAUAUGGUUUAUCAUGUGGUUUUACAACAUGGUUUUUAUUUAUCUAUGCUCAGUUUGUUGUUAUAUUUGUUAUAUUAAUACCUAAAAGUCAUUCAACUUUAUUCAAUGUUAUUAAUUUAUUGAUAUUCCAUAUGUUAGAAAUUCUUGCUGUUUCAUCACAUUGUAUAACGAUGUUUUCCAAUCCGGGUGCUGUUCCAUUAAAUAAUGCAACUCCAGAAAAUCUUAUUAAAUAUUCCAAUGGUACUGUUGUUUAUCGAUGUGCUAUGUGUCAAAGUGUAAAACCACCCAGAUCCCAUCACUGUAGUGUUUGUAAACGAUGCAUAAAACGAAUGGAUCAUCAUUGUGUAUUUGUUAAUAAUUGCGUUGGACAAAAUAAUCAAAAAUAUUUUAUUUUAUUUACGUUUUAUACAUGUAUUAUCUCAAUCUAUGCGCUAAUUCUUCUCGGUUUUCAUAUAACAACUUGUGUUCAAACCGAUUGGACUGCAUGUACAGCAUGGUCACCGCCUGCAACUAUUAUCUUCUUAAUAUUUCUUGCAUUCGAAGCUAUUUCAUUCUCACUUUUUACUGCCAUAAUGACCGGUACACAAUUAUAUUCAAUAUAUACUGAUACUACUGGUAUUGAAUCAUUCAAAGGAGAAUCAAGCUAUCGACGUCGUCAUAGUUCAUUUAUUUCAUCAAUGAAAGUUGUAUUUGGUUCUCAAGUUGGUUUAACAUGGUUAAAUCCAUUCUCUAAACCAGUUAGUUUAAUCACACAAAAUGAUGAACGUGUAACAUUUGAUGUUUAA
Adineta steineri is the source of this 1110-nucleotide messenger RNA. NCBI's taxonomy places the organism in Eukaryota, Metazoa, Rotifera, Eurotatoria, Adinetida, Adinetidae. The record is from the annotation of a GenBank genome assembly.